ACCAUCAUAGAGUCUAAGACGUCAGAAACAAACAUUGAGAACAAACCAGCCAUCGCACGUCCAUCGAAGUCGUCGUCCCAACCGCUUCCACAGGAGCCAGUGAUAUUCGAAGGGUCCAUGGGCAGUCCAUCUGGCCCGCAAAGCCCUUCCCUUGAGCGUAGUGCGAGCACCGUUUCCAGUCUACACUUCGAAGAACCCGAAGAGCUCGAAGGAAGUCAAUCUACCAUCUACGGGCAUGGCUCAUAUCAGCGCAUGACACUCUUUUGCUGCGUGCUGUCCUUGGUGGUCCUUGAGUGCCAUGGCCUAGCCUUCACGGUGAUCGCUCGCGGAGUCGACUUCUGGUGCAAACGACCCGCCGCAUUCCAACAAAUUACCGUAACGGAGUGGAAGAACGUUGCCCUUCCAUUGGAAUCCGAUGGGAGCUACAGCCGUUGCAACGUCUACGACCAUCCGUUUGGCCCUAACAAGACAUCCAUGCCAUGUUCCGCCUGGGAAUACGAAAGCUCUUACCGCACAAUCAUCAGCACGUGGGACCUGGUAUGCAGCAGGGAGUGGCUGCUGUGGUACGCGGCAGUGACGUACCUGAUUGGAGCGGCGAUUGCAGUGCCCUUUACGGGUAUGGCUGCCGAUCAAAUUGGACGUCGUCCGGUUGCUUGUAUCGCCAUCGCUGUCAUUCAGAUCGCUGGUCUGGGAACCUGUUUCACUUCCAACUUCACACUUUUUGUAUGCGCUCGCUGUGUCGUGGCAGGAUGCUCCAGCACAAUAUUCGUCACCAUUUUCGUCCUACUGCUCGAAAUCACAUCUGCUGAGCAUCGUAUGCUUUAUUGCAUUACUUCAGCAUCACUAGGAGUCGGCAUAGCAAGCAUCGUCCUCGUUGUGCUACAGGAGUUCACCAUUCCCUGGCGCGCCCACCAGGCUGUUUUCAUGGCUCUCACGGUGCUCCUGGUCACCGCGUUCUACAUGAUCAGCGAAUCUCCACGGUGGCUUCUCGCAACGUGCAAUUUCCGCAGCGCCGAAAGAGCGAUUCUUUGGGCAGCGAAAAUGAACAAUAUUCGGCACGAGAUGGUUCGGACACGUUACUCGAAGUUGAAGAUGGAAAUACUCAAGAAGGAGGAUUCCCUGCGAGUGACGCCCAUCUACCUGUUCACCUCCCCGCUGCUGCGGGUGCGAUGCAGUUUACUUUUCUUCACCUGGUUCGGUACAGCGUUUUCGUUUUACGCACUCAAAAUGACGACCGUUGUACAAGAGAAGUGGUGGGCAAGUAUCGCCAGCGCAGCUGUUCCAAGCCCACUCAUCGCCAUAGCUUAUUUGGCCAUAAACAGAGGAGGCUUGAAGAUCACGCUGGUUGCGACCUUCGGGUUCUUGGUCUGUUGUGGCGCUGUGUUGGUCGCGCGCUACUCUUCGAGACUGCUAAAUCUCACCAACGCGGUUGUGGUGGUAGCCAGAGGAGCCACAUAUAUUGCGUUGACGGCGAAUCACAUUUACACGGCUGAACUGUUCCCGACUAUACUGCGCAGCCUUGGCGUCUGCACGGCGUAUUCCUUCGGUGGAGUGGGAGGUGCAACCGCUAUAGCGCUGACCGCAUCGCAGGACAUCAUAUCGCCGCACAUGACGAUGGCACUGCUCACAGUUUUAAUGUCAUUUGCGGUAUUGGCGCUGCUGCCAUUACCGCGAAGCCAUUCUCAACCGCUACUCAACACCAUGAAGGACCUAGAAAGACUCGACUGCAGGAGAUAUUUUCAAGAGACAUUACCGGAGCAUUUCUGUAGAACGUCACCGAGGAGGCUCUGGUCUCUGGAGUCCUCACAUGCGUCUCGAACGACAACGCGUGCCAGGUCUGCAGAAUCAAUCGAGCAAUUUCAGCCAUCUCUAUCGAUAUCUCGUACCUCGAAUAGUAGAUUUGAAUCGGUAGCUAGACUACCUGUUGGUGGCAAUCCAUCUACCUCUCGAAGGCAUUCGGCACCCCGCCUUAAUAAGCGUCCUGGACCAUCACGUGAGAGAUGCUUGUCUGUGUGAGUUCCACGUGGCGCUACUUUAGAAUGACAUGAUAGGCAUGAGGUUUAUUAGCCUGUGAUGAAAAUAAACUUAACAUAUAUUUCAGGAAAUUAAUUUGUUGAUUCACUGCCGGCAUGUGUAGCCAAGAACAACUUUCAUCGCCAGAGGUGAUACUCUACCCCAUUG
This is a messenger RNA of Ornithodoros turicata, 2181 nucleotides long. Its product is annotated as solute carrier family 22 member 7-like. NCBI's taxonomy places the organism in Eukaryota, Metazoa, Arthropoda, Arachnida, Ixodida, Argasidae. Bases 118 to 2016 code for a protein of 632 amino acids. Gene Ontology annotation, biological process: transmembrane transport. Gene Ontology annotation, cellular component: membrane. The record is from RefSeq and is a predicted model, not a curated record. The transcript has a single exon. Gene Ontology annotation, molecular function: transmembrane transporter activity.